Quercus robur (English oak) is the source of this 1455-nucleotide messenger RNA. Its product is annotated as cysteine-rich receptor-like protein kinase 6. Bases 1 to 1455 code for a protein of 484 amino acids. The record is from RefSeq and is a predicted model, not a curated record. Gene Ontology annotation, molecular function: protein serine/threonine kinase activity; ATP binding. Lineage: Eukaryota; Viridiplantae; Streptophyta; Magnoliopsida; Fagales; Fagaceae. The transcript has 2 exons. Gene Ontology annotation, biological process: protein phosphorylation.
AUGGGUCUUAAUGACUCCUAUGCUCAAGUUAGGGCACAAAUUUUGUUGAUGGAUCCUCUCCCACCCAUCAACAAAGUGUACUCUUUGCUAAUUCAAGAAGAAAGGCUAUGUAGUGUGGGAAACAAUUCAAGUCCUCAUGUGGAAUCAUCAACCCCAGUUACUAAGGAAUCUUCUUCUUCAGGAAACAAAAAUUACAAGAACUCCAAGGGGAAAGAAAAUCCCACUUGCAAUCAUUGUGGAAUGAAUGGUCACACUAUUGAAAAGAAUUCUAGUUCUGCGUCUACUUCAUUUACAUUCACUCAGGAGCAAUGUCAACUGUUCUUGGCUAUGUUGAGAGCUCAGAUUCAGUCAAGCAAUUUUGCUUUCACUAAUAAUGAAACUCACAUGACCAACAAUGUAAUUCAGCUAGCCACUCACGCCACUUCUAUGGCAGAAUUUGUAGCCAACAACUCAGAACUUGGUAGUCCAACAAUUAGUGAAAAAAGAAUUCUACCACUAGUAGAGUACUUAUUUUCCCCAUCAGCCACGUUGGAGUCUGUUAGUUCUGUAUCGAAUGGAAUAAAUCCAAUUCCAGCCAACAACUCUGACACUGAUGCUAAUGGAGCAAGAAGUCUUUCCAUUUCAUUACUCUUCCCACCUGCCUUGUCUGAAAUUGAAACAGAUGAUAGUUGUUCAGAAUCUAAUGAAACACCUCCUGCAGCAGCACAAUUCUUUUAUUCAAUACCGUCAUACUUCCCACCAGGUAGGUCUGAAACAGACAGUAAUUCUGAAAUUUAUGAAAUAAUUCCAACUGAUCCUUCCAGCACAGCAAGCCCUACAGCAACCGUCAAAGAGAUUCUUAAGCAGAAGAGCAGUAAUAAUUCAAAAUCUAACCGAACACCUCCAAAAUUCUCUCAUUCCAAAAAAAAUUCCAUAUUAUCAUUAUUUUUCGCAGCCAUGUCACUAACAAACAGGUCCAAAAGACCUAGACACACAACCCUAACAACAAGAUUCAAAGACUUGGAAAUUAUAGAUAAGGAAAAAUUUCCUUUGAAAAUGCUACUUGAAGCCACUAACAACUUCUCGGAAGAUCGCAAGAUUGAAACAGAUUACUUUGGCUCAAUGUACCAUGCCAUUUUAGAUGAUGGCCGAGAAGUGGCUAUCAAGCAUGCUGACAAUGACAAUGAAUUCCUAAGUGAAUUGCAAGCUUCAUCCUGCCUGAAUCACAAGAAUGUUGUUCGCUUAUUGGGAUUUUGUGAAGAUAGUAAGGAGCGCUUAUUGGUCUACGAGCACAUGGAAUAUGGUACCCUUUCUGGCCAUCUUCACAAUCCUAAAAGAACUUCUCUAAUGUCAUGGGCUGCCCGGAUUAAAGUGGUACUAGACAUAGCCAGUGGCAUUGAUGAAUACCUACAUCGCAUGCAUGAAUCAUGCAGUACCACCUGUGGUUUUGAGGGGGGAUGUGAAAGUAAGCACUGA